GGCAAGGUUCUCGACUUGUUUGUGCGUUGAUACUGCAACUUGGCACCUUCUUCGCAGGAUCCCAAGGUGUACACUCAUGCGAUCCAGAAAAAUAGCAUAUGCGCAGCCGAGAUGCGUCCGAUCUUAUCGGCUAAUCGGUCAUGGACACAGAUCCCAUACGAAGAUCUCAGAUCGGAUGUCGAUUCGCUGAUCCAAGGGAUCUGUUCGGAAAAAAACCUGAGAUUCAAAUACUCGUCGCCCUCUUACUCACUCACUUGACACCUCAUGACCGUCUCAACCAUCAUCAGAAAUGGCCACUGUAUCGCUAGAAACGUUGAACUGGAUAGAAAGCAUUCGCUCAAAGUACGGAGUCCCCGGUCUGAGUUUUGGUGUCGUCAAGGGGAUCUCCAGCAAAGAUGAGACUGGAUCUAGCCUAUCGUCAAAUGCAAGAUGGGAGCAUUCCAUCCAUGGGUUUGGCACACGCAACGUUCAAGGUGACCCAUACAAUGAACAGACUGUCUGCGCGAUUGGCUCCUGCAGCAAAGUGUUCUCAUAUCUCGUUGUUGCGCUUCUGAUCCAUGAUGGAACCAAACUGCCCAAUGGUGAACCCUUGAAAUGGGAGACGAGAGUCAAAGAUGCUCUUGGGGACGCUUGGGAGAUGAAGGACCAGUACGCGACGGAGCAUUGCACACUGCAUGAUCUGAGUGGUAUGAAGAUUGGACUGGGACCUCAUCCCUAUGGCAGAACCCAUACUACUGCUGAAAGCUAUGACGACCAGCUCCGCCUCAUUCGUCAUUUGACCAUGUCUGCAGAACUUCGACAACGAUUUCAAUAUGACUCCAUAUGUCCCCUGGCUCUCGCCGGGAUCGCUGAACUCAUCACCGGCAAGCCGUAUCACACUCUGGUCGAGGAGAUGAUCUUCGAACCACUUGGCAUGCAGAGCUCGUUCUGUGAUAACAAGAAAGCCAGAGACACGCACAAAAUCUCCGAAGGGUUCUUUCGACGGGGUGGCUCUCCCCAGAAGUCUGGAGUGGAAAAGACAGGCGAACCAGUUUCUGUGGGCUGGUGGACAAAGGAUGAAGGUUAUUGGAUGGUGCCGAUGGGAGGAAUUGCAUCCACAGCUAAAGACAUGCUCCUCUUUCUGCAAGAACUUAUGGAAGCAAAGCAUCUCUCAGCGGGAAUCCUCGAAACACCUGCAGAAGGUCAAGGCGUCCUAUGGGGUCCAUACAAUGCCAUGCUAAAGUUAGAUCAAAACACUCCUGGCCUGUAUGGUCGUGGGCAAGCGAUCACCUCGUACCGUGGGCACCCGGUCGAAUGGCAUAGUGGAAAUAUGCCAGGUCAAAUAGCCACCAUGAUCAGAAUUCCAGGUCAGAAGCUUGGUCUCUUCAUCGGUGUCAACGACGGUACCAGGACUGGGGCAGCUCUCAUGUUCGCUACCCGGAAUAGAAUCCUGGACGAGUUGCUAGGUCUCGGAAUAACUGGACGAGAAGACUACGAGAGCAAAUUCCUCACGCCAGUGUGGCAACCUGCACCUCCGAUCUCGCCUCCUCUGCCGAGUGAGGAAUCUGCUCGUCAAGCUUUGAAAGAGCUAUAUCCCGGGACUUAUGCGCACGGGGCUUAUAAGACCUGGCAGCCUUAUCCAUUCGAUCCUAAAGUUCCCGAAUCUCAAGCAAUGAUUGACGCAGCUAGGCUCGCAGGACACACCCACGAGUUUGAUACACACUGCAUAGUCUCGAAAUCUACAUCAUUCUGGCUAUCUCACAUCUUGUUCCGACCUCUGGUCAAUCCUGUCAAUGGUAUCUGCACGUUUGACUGGUUCGCCUUCCAAGUGUAUCCCGUGAGCAAUGGAAAAGAGGGAUGGAAAGACGACGAGUUUGUGGCUUCUGUACGAAGCAAAGGUCGUGGCGUUUGGUCAGAAAAGGGUAUAGGCAUGUUUGAAGGAUUCUGGGAUAUCAUUCCAUCUUCGCAGAAACCACUGCCUACGGACUGGCACAAUGGUGUGGACAAGGAAGCGAGCGCAGAAGUCUGGAUGAGAAAGGAGAGCUAG
Molecule: messenger RNA, 2026 nt
Organism: Kockovaella imperatae
Lineage: Eukaryota; Fungi; Basidiomycota; Tremellomycetes; Tremellales; Cuniculitremaceae
Product: beta-lactamase/transpeptidase-like protein
Exons: 4
Coding region: 290-2026 (578 amino acids)
Source: RefSeq, a predicted model, not a curated record